This is a messenger RNA of Temnothorax curvispinosus, 2355 nucleotides long. RefSeq names its product plexin-A4. Gene Ontology annotation, biological process: regulation of GTPase activity; motor neuron axon guidance; semaphorin-plexin signaling pathway involved in axon guidance. The annotation marks the transcript as partial. Gene Ontology annotation, molecular function: semaphorin receptor activity. The record is from RefSeq and is a predicted model, not a curated record. The transcript is spliced from 3 exons. Lineage: Eukaryota; Metazoa; Arthropoda; Insecta; Hymenoptera; Formicidae. Gene Ontology annotation, cellular component: semaphorin receptor complex.
CAAUUCAUCAUACAAACACGGUUCGUGUGCCAAUUCAACAUCGAGGGUCGCGUGACGAGCGUGAACGCGCGUCUGUUGGCCGACACGAUCUACUGCGAGGAGACGGAAUUCUCUUAUACCUCUCGCGCGCCGAACAUCACGGUACCAUUCGCAGUGAUCUGGGGCGGCUCCAAACCCUUGGAUAAUCCGGACAAUAUACACCUUGUGAUAUACCGUUGCCGCGACAUGGCGGACAACUGCGGCAUGUGCCUGGCCCUGCCGACGAAGUACGGAUGUGGCUGGUGCCAGAGCUCGGACAGAUGCGAAGUGAAGGAUCAGUGCGACCGCGGCUUGGGCAUGUGGCUGAACAGCAACCAGACCUGCCCAAAUCCGGAGAUAAAAUCGUUUGAGCCGGUAAUGGGCCCCUGGGAGGGCAACACGAACGUGACGAUUCGCGGCAUCAAUCUUGGCAAGACAUUCAAGGACAUAGUUGGUGGCGUUACAGUGGCCGGCAUGAGAUGUCUACCUUACGAGGAACUUUACAUUCGAACGAAGCAAAUCGUUUGCCGAGUCGACGGACCUGGCACGCAGGAAGGCAGGAGCGGACCCGUUAUCGUCAAGAUCGAGGAUUUCCGCGGCGAAUCAGACUACAAUUUCGAAUUUGUGGAUCCACAAAUCCUCACGAUAUCACCCAAGUACGGACCUUUGAGCGGCGGUACCACUAUCAAGAUCACCGGUAAUUAUAUGAACGCCGGUAGUACCAUCCACGCUGACAUCGACGAGCUACCCUGCUCCAUAAUAAGUGCCGAACCCAACGAGGCUCUUUGCAUGACGAGUCCGAGCGAUCGAAAGAGGAGCGGCAUGCUAAAGAUGUCCUUUGACGGUGGCAAGCGUUUAUAUGACGGUUACUUCGAAUACGUCGAUGAUCCGACAAUCGAGAGCGUGGAGAGUGGCGUGGCCGGUCAGAUGAAGGUCCCAAAGGGGAUUCCGGCGGGUGGAAUAAAGAUCUCGGUGACCGGUAAGAACCUCGGCUACAUACAGAGCCCGCAAAUGUACGUCUACUACGACGAGAAGAUGUUCGUGUCGCAGUGCGAGGUGCACAGUCAGGAGAGCAUGGUGUGCAAGUCGCCGACCAUCGAAGUGCCCGAGCACAUAAUACUAGACGCCGAACGACCGCUUUCUCUCGAGUACGGUUUCCGCAUGGACAACGUCACCGGCGUGCAGAAUCUCUCGCAGCACGGCUUCAACCACUUUCUUCUGUACCCAAAUCCGAUCUAUGAAGUCUUCGACGAGGAAGUCAAGUAUUACAAGAGCGAUUAUUUGACGAUCAAUGGUCAACACCUCGAUCGUGCAUGCCAAGAGUCCGACGUGGUCGUGCAGAUCGGUAACGCCUUCUGCAACGUCACAUCCUUAUCGCGGCAACAACUCACCUGCCGGCCACCCUUGUCGCAACCGCCGGCUAUCGAUGCUCAGGGUCUGCCCAAUAAACAAGAGCUGCCGGAGGUAGUGCUGAUAGUGGGCGGUACGCUACGUUACAACAUCGGCAAGCUUAGCUACGCACUGCCAGCCGGGCUGAACGGGCCGUUGUCGAAACCCGCGCUCAUCGGCGUGAUCGCCGCCAUCGUGGUCUUAGUAUUCGUAUUCAUAGCGUUCCUUAUCGCCUAUCGCAGAAAAUCCACGGAGAGUAAUCGCGUGUUGAAGAAUAUGCAGGAGCAGAUGGACAUUCUUGAGCUACGAGUCGCUGCCGAGUGUAAGGAGGCAUUCGCCGAAUUACAGACGGAAAUGACUGAUCUCACAGGGGACCUCACCAGCGGUGGCAUACCCUUCCUCGAUUAUCGCACUUACGCGAUGAUGAUAUUAUUCCCCAGCGACGACAACAGUCCGGUACUGCAGUGGGACAGGCCAGAACUCGUACGAAAGGAGAAGGGAUUGCGCUUGUUCGGUCAACUGAUAAUGAACAAGACUUUCCUGUUGUUGUUCGUACGAACGCUCGAGAGCAAUCGUUAUUUCUCGAUGAGGGAUCGGGUUAACGUUGCCAGCCUAAUUAUGGUUACGCUACAGAGCAAAAUGGAAUAUUGCACGGACAUCCUGAAAACCUUACUGGCGGAUCUUAUCGAGAAGUGCACGGAAGGCAAGAGCCAUCCAAAGUUGUUCCUGAGACGAACUGAGAGCGUUGCUGAGAAAAUGCUGUCUGCUUGGUUCACAUUUCUCUUGUACAAAUUCAUGAGAGAAUGCGCUGGUGAACCACUGUACGUACUGUUUCGUGCGGUAAAACAGCAGGUCGAUAAGGGUCCUGUCGAUGCGAUUACAUCGGAAGCACGAUAUUCUUUGUCCGAAGAAAAAUUGAUCCGACAAUCUAUCGAUUUCAAGCCAAUG